GGAGGUGACGGUGAUAAGCCGGGGGGCAGGGCUGGGCCGCGCUGGUCCAGUGAGGUCGGUGGCGACGGAGUGUGGGGUCUGUGGGCAGAGCAGCCGUUGCUUUCUGGGUCGCGCGGGUGCCGCCAUGAAGCUGCUGUGGGGGGUCGGGCUCCUCGGCGUCCUGCUGCUCGCCGCAUCUGUGCGAGCGGACGAGGUGGAGGUGGAUGCCACGGUGGAAGAUGACAUGGGGAAAAGCCGCGAAGGCUCUCGGACGGACGAUGAAGUGGUCCAGAGAGAGGAAGAAGCUAUUCAAUUGGAUGGUUUGAAUGCAUCCCAGAUAAAAGAAAUCCGAGAAAAAUCUGAGAAGUUUGCAUUCCAAGCAGAAGUUAACAGAAUGAUGAAGCUUAUUAUCAAUUCUUUAUACAAAAAUAAAGAGAUUUUCCUGAGAGAGCUGAUAUCGAAUGCCUCUGAUGCUCUAGAUAAGAUAAGGCUAAUAUCGUUGACUGAUGAAAAUGCGCUCUCUGGUAAUGAAGAGCUUACUGUUAAAAUCAAGUGCGAUAAAGAGAAGAACAUGCUUCAUGUUACAGACACGGGUAUUGGCAUGACCAAGGAGGAAUUGAUUAAAAACCUGGGUACUAUUGCCAAGUCUGGUACAAGUGAAUUCUUAAACAAGAUAACUGAAAUGCAAGAUAGUAGUCAGUCAACAUCUGAGUUGAUUGGUCAGUUUGGCGUUGGCUUCUACUCUGCCUUCCUUGUAGCAGACAGAGUUAUUGUUACAUCAAAGCACAACAACGAUACUCAGCACAUCUGGGAGUCAGACUCAAAUGAAUUUUCUGUAAUUGAUGACCCAAGAGGAAACACCUUGGGCCGAGGCACCACCAUAACUCUUGUUUUGAAGGAGGAGACUUCUGACUACCUUGAGCUGGAUACAAUUAAGAAUCUAGUCAAGAAAUAUUCACAGUUCAUAAAUUUCCCCAUAUAUGUAUGGAGCAGCAAGACUGAGACUGUCGAAGAACCCAUUGAUGAGGAAGAAGCAAAAGAAAAGGAGGAAAAAGAAGAAACGGAUGAUGAGGAGGCUGCAGUUGAGGAAGAAGAGGAAGAAAAGAAACCAAAAACUAAAAAAGUUGAAAAGACUGUCUGGGAUUGGGAGCUCAUGAAUGACAUCAAGCCAAUUUGGCAGAGACCAGCUAAGGAAGUUGAAGAAGAUGACUAUAAAGCCUUUUACAAGUCAUUCUCCAAGGUAACUUUGCUAUAAGCUUCAAGAUUCUGU
Molecule: messenger RNA, 1249 nt
Organism: Alligator sinensis (Chinese alligator)
Lineage: Eukaryota; Metazoa; Chordata; Crocodylia; Alligatoridae
Product: endoplasmin-like
Exons: 8
Coding region: 125-1234 (369 amino acids)
Biological process (GO): protein folding
Molecular function (GO): ATP hydrolysis activity; ATP binding; ATP-dependent protein folding chaperone
Source: RefSeq, a predicted model, not a curated record